CCCCAAUCGAACUCGAAAAAAUAAAAUUUUAAGGGACGUAAUAAUAAAAAGCCCAAAAUGUACGUCCAAUUUCUCUAAGCCCUCUUCGUCGUGUUCGUCUUCUUCCCCAAUGCGCACAUAGCCCACUAUUCGCAGAGGUCGCGUACUCCCCAAACUCUUCACCCCCAAAUACGCAACGAGAACAUCAAUCCGGAAACCUAAUUCCCCAAACCAGAAAUCAGUCAAUUGCAGAUUGAGAGUUUCUCAGCAAGUGUAAGCAUCCAUUUCAUGGCUGACAUUUGGAGAGAGGUCUUGUGUUCAAGGGCAAACUUGGUCCCGUUCCAUUUCUGAGCCUUUUUUUUUUUUUUUUUUUUUUUUUGUGUUUGUUCAAAACCCUAGGAGAGAGAAAUUUCCAGAAAUUGAAGUCCCCAGUGGCACCACAGUUGUGCCCUAGCUCGCAAUUUUGCUAUCCUGUUCCCAAUUGCAGGUUCUUCUCCUUUGUUUAUAAAUAGAAAAUUACAUAUAAUUUUUAUAGACUUUGGAUAAGAUGGGAGAUUAAAGACUCUGGGCAUUAAGGUCGGAAUGCAUGGAUGUAGCUCAGGAUCUGCUCUCCUAGUAAAUGCAGAGGUUGAUUCCAUGGGUGGAGUGGUUGACGGCGGAGUUGGUAUUGGUUUGAAAACCUCUCCACGCCGAGCAGCAAUCGAGAAGGCCCAAGCAGAGCUUAGACAGGAGUAUGAUGUGAGGGAGGAAAGAAGAAAGGAGCUAGAAUUUCUUGAGAAAGGUGGCAAUCCUUUGGACUUCAAGGUUGGGAAUGGAGCUUCUGUUAGUGUUCAGUCUACUUCACUCACUGAUCAGCAACCAGAACAGUUUGUGACCAGUGAAGCAAAAGGUAGUUUUGCAUUGACUGCAUCAACACAUGGGGACUCUGUUGAAAGUAGCGGUCGACCAGAGGUUCCUACACUUUGUGAACCCAAUAGUGCUGAUAAUCUCUUACUCUUUGAUGCCGACAAUGAUGCUCCUGAUGGUGAAAGGAAUUCUAUGCAUCUUAGUAGAAGGAAUAACAAUGGUCCAUCAGAACAGUCUUCCCAGAUGGAUGGGACUCAAAACCCCAAGGAAUCAGAAGACUCGGCUAUAUUCCGUCCAUAUGCUCGAAGGAACAGGUCCAGACCAAAUCGUGAUGGCACUCGAUCAAAUUCAACAGAUAUGCAGGGUCGUGGAGGUCAGGGUUCUUCUUUACCUUCUCGUGGGCUGUCAAAGGAUCCUAAGAGGCCGAUAUCUGAAACAAACAACCAAAAGGACCAGAAUAUACCUUCUGGCCCUAACGUAAAGUAUGUGAGUUCAAAUGGUGAUAUUGUUCCCAAGAUUGUAACUUCUGAUAAUCAGUUCGAUAUGGACUUGGAGGGGGUGCAAGCCCCUGAAGUAAUUACUGGUCCAAUGAAAGAUGGAUCUCAAAACAAAUUGGAUGUUACAACUCUUAAAAGUUUGACGGAUAGCCAACAUAGUCAACCAUCUCAGAUUGAUGCUCAGGAAACCCCCAUUGAUGUUGUUUCUGAGAGAUCUGAUGUUGUUGCAGACAGGGAACCACUAGCAUCAUCUGUCCUUGAGUGUCCUCCUUGUGCUGCUACAACAAAGACUGAAAAUGAACUUAGUUCGGUUCAGAUGAAUGGGUAUAACAAUCUAAAUAGGGAGAGUAAAAGUGUGCCACAUGAAGGUCAAAUUAGCAGUGCAGCUCUAUGCCCAAAGGGUUUAGAUUCAGAGUCUUCUUGCACCCAAACUAGUUUAGGAUUAGAUGUAAAUAAUGACAGUGACAUGUGUACUACUAUGAGGAACGCUGAUAAUGGAAAUAUUAUCGAAUCAUCAGAUGUGGAUGGGACACGAAAUCUAGCUGGUGGCAUAAUGGUACAAGAAGAUAAGGAAACCAACGCUGUUGACAGUGGUGCUAUUGUUAAUGAUAACCAGGCUUCUGUUUGUCAAAACAACUCUGGCAACAGCGAAGUCAAAGUUGAGGAAGACAUGAGUCAAAGUAGAUCUGAGUUGCAUAAUGAAGUUAAGCUUCAUUCAAACGUUGAGGGAGAACAACCAAGUGACCCUCUAAUAUCAGAAGCUGUUAAGAAGGUGGAUGAAGCUCUGGAUAGUAGUUCCAACAUCAACAAAGAGAACCUUUCCACUGGCAUAUCCCAGGGUCCUCAAGACUCAUCAAUGCAUGAGGUUCCUGGGACUGUUUUGUCAGGGAAAGAUACUGCUGCAGGUUCUGACUGCCAGACUCCUAGAGUUCACUUGAAAGUGGUAGACAAGGCACAUGAAGAUUCUAUUCUGGAAAAGGCACGAAUUAUAGAGGCUAAGCGUAAGAGGAUUGCUGAAUUAUCUGUUCGUUCUUUACCAUCGGAGAAUUGCCGAAAGUCUCAGUGGGAUUUUGUCCUUGAAGAAAUGGCUUGGUUGGCAAAUGAUUUUGCGCAGGAGCGUCUUUGGAAGCUUACUGCUGCUGCUCAAAUUUGUCAUCGCGCUGCUUUUACUUCUCGGUUGAGAAUUGAAUCCCAACAUCAACAUUGGGAGCUAAAAAAAGUGGCUCAUGACCUGGCAAAGGCUGUCAACCAAUUUUGGGUUUCAGCUGAGACCCUUUUGAAGGGUGAUGAUUCAAGUUCUUGUCAAAGGGACUGUAACUACGAUUUGGUUGGAUCAAUGAGGAUUGAUAGGAACAAAACUUCUCAAGACAAGAAUGGGGAACCCAAUAUGGAGCCAAGCAAAGAUUUGGAACCACAGCAUCCCCAAAAAGAUCUUGCACUUUCAGUGCGGGAAUACGCAGUGAGAUUUUUGAAGUAUAACAAAUCUCUGGGUCCUGACCUUCAAGCACAAGCACCUGCUACUCCUGAGAGAAUUUCUGAUUUAGGCAUUACAGAAAUGUCAUGGGAGGAUCAUCUUACAGAGGAAAAUCUCUUCUAUGCAGUUCCCUCUGGUGCAAUGGAAACCUAUAGAAAAUUAAUCGAAUCUCAUUUGGUUCAGUUUGAGAGAACUGGCAGUAGCAUGCAAGAGGAAGUUGAGACAUCUAUGUAUGAUGCAGGAGCAGAGUUUGGUUUUCAAGAGGCUGCAUAUGAUGAGGAUGAAGGAGAAACAAGCACCUAUUAUUUGCCUGGAGCAUUUGAAGGUAGCAAGUCAUUAAAAUCUAACCUGAAGAAACAAAAGAACUUGAAGUUAUAUGCUUCUAGGUCAUAUGAAGGAGCUGAUUUGCCUUACGGCAACUGCACAACAGCAACUCACCAGUCCAUGUUGAUGGGGAAAAGGCCUGCUAGUCUCAAUGUUGGUUCAAUUCCAACGAAACGCAUGCGCACUGCUUCCAGGCAGAGGGUCGUUAGUCCAUUUGGUGCUGGAGCUAAUGGGAAUGUUCUGGGUCCGAUUAAGACAGAUGCUUCAAGUGGUGAUACUAAUUCUUUUCAGGAUGAUCAAAGUACUUUACAUGGUGGAUCUCAGUUCCAGAAAAGUGUGGAGGUUGAAUCUGUUGGGGACUUUGAAAAGCAGUUACCAUAUGACUAUGCAGAAACAUCAAUGAAGCCUAAAAAGAAGAAGAAGGCCAAACAUCUGGGUUCUGCCUAUGAUCAAGGAUGGCAGCUGGAUUCUGCUAUACUUAAUGAACAGCAGAGGGAUCAUUCCAAAAAGAGAUCGGAGGGUCAUCAUUAUGAAUCCAAUGGAACAAUUGGUUUAUACGGGCAACAUACAGCCAAGAAGCCAAAGAUAUUAAAGCAAUCUCUAGAUAAUACUUAUGACAGUAUUACUCCAAUGCCUGGAUCCAAUCCUUCUCCAGUGGCAUCCCAAAUGAGUAAUAUGUCCAAUACCAGUAAAUUUAUUAAGUUGAUUGGUGGUCGAGACAGGGGACGGAAAACUAAAUCACUAAAGAUGUCUACUGGGCAGCCAGGUUCAGGAGGUCCAUGGUCCCUUUUUGAAGAUCAGGCACUUGUUGUUCUUGUACAUGACAUGGGCCCAAAUUGGGAAUUCAUAAGUGAUGCAAUCAAUAGCACGCUGCACUUGAAGUGUAUUUUUCGCAAGCCUAAAGAGUGCAAGGAGCGUCACAAAAUAUUGAUGGAUAUGAAUUCUGGUGAUGGGGCUGAUAGUGCUGAAGAUUCAGGAUCUUCUCAACCUUAUCCAUCUACAAUACCAGGCAUUCCGAAGGGCAGUGCCCGACAAUUAUUUCAACGCUUGCAAGAGCCAAUGGAAGAGGAUGUUCUCAAAUCUCAUUUUGAGAAAAUAAUUAACAUUGGUCAGAAGCAUCAUUAUCGGAGGAGUCAGAAUGAAAACCAGGAUCCGAAACAAAUAACGACUGUCCACAAUUCUCAUGUGGUGGCCCUUUCCCAAGUCUCUCCAAAUAACUUGAAUGGAGGUGUUCUAACGCCUCUUGAUCUGUGUGAUACCACUUCAUCAAGCUCAGAUGUCCUUGGGUAUCAAGGAUCUCAUGCUAGUGGUUUAGCAAUGUCAAAUCAGGGUGCCAUGGCGUCAUUACUUCCUUCUGGGCCAAAUGCCUCAAUACAGGGAUCUUCUGGUAUGGUUCUUGGAAGCAACUUGCCAUCCUCGUCUGGUCCACUUAGUGCCAACGUCAGAGAUGGUAGAUACAGUAGUCCAAGAACAUCAUCUUUGCCAGUUGAUGAGCAGCAAAGACACUACAAUCAAAUGUUGUCUGGUAGAAACAUUCAACAGUCUGGCUUGUCUGUGCCUGGAGCUCUUCCAGGAACUGAUCGUGGAGUUCGUAUGGUUCCUGGUGGAAAUGGUAUGGGCAUGAUGUGCGGGAUAAACAGAGGCAUGCCAGUGUCAAGGCCAGGAUUUCAGGGAAUGGCUUCAUCAUCUAUGCUUAAUUCUGGGAAUAUGCUUUCAUCCAGUAUGGUGGGGAUACCAAGCCCUGUAAAUAUGCACUCUGGAGCUGGUUCGGGUCAGGGAAACUUGAUGUUAAGACCUCGCGAUGCUUUGCAUAUGAUGCGGCCUGGCCAUAAUCCGGAGCAUCAAAGGCAACUUAUGGUUCCAGAACUUCAAAUGCAGGCCACACAAGGGAAUGGCCAAGGAGUUGCUCCCUUCAAUGGGUUGAGUUCCGGUUUUCCUAAUCAGCAAACUCCGCCAUCUGCUCAAACAUAUCCAGGCCAUAGCCCGCAGCAGCGUCAGAUAUCCCCACAACAGUCCCAUGCACUCAGCAACCCUCAUCACCCUCAUCUUCAAGGCCCGAAUCAUGCUACGGGGUCGCAGCAUCAAGCCUAUGCCUUCCACGUCGCAAAAGAAAGGCAGUUGCAACAGCGGUAUUUGCAGCAGCAGCAACAACAGCAACAGUUUUCUACAUCUAAUUCUUUGGUGCCACAGGUCCAGCCGCAGGCCCAACUUCCCAUGUCAUCAACUUUGCAAAAUAGUUCCCAACUUCAGUCACAAACUUCACCUCACCCAGUAUCUGUGUCCCCUAUGACACCUUCUUCCCCAAGGACUCCCAUGUCAUCCCAGCACCAGCAGAAACAUCAUCUGCCAUCCCAUGGCUUUAGCCGGAAUCCUGGUGCUAGUGGGAUGACCAAUCAGAUAGGGAAGCAACGACAAAGACAACCACAGCAGCAUCAUCUUCAGCAAUCUGGUAGGCACCACCCUCAGCAGCGGCAACUUACGCAGUCUCAGCAGCAGGCUAAACUUUCAAAGGGAAUGGGAAGAGCCAAUUCAAUGGUGCAUCAGAACCUCUCCAUUGAUCCUGCAAACCUCUCUAUUGAUUCUUCUCAACUUAAUGGACUUGUGCCUCCAGGAAGCCAAUCUCUUGAGAACGGAGAACAAUUCAUGCAAUUGAUGCAAGGUCAAGGUGCAUAUUCUGGGUCUGCCCUUAAUCCAGCAACAUCGAAACCAUUGGUCCCCCAAUCACCAAACCAUUCUCAGUUGCAGCAAAAGUUACUUUCUAGUGCACCGACCAAUUCAUCAAAGCACCUCCAGCAAAUGCCUUCUCAUUCUGAUAAUAUCACCCAGGGCCAGGUUCCACCAGUUCCUUCCAAUCAUACGAUAUCUGCUUCACAUCAAACUGGCUCUCCAUCAGGUAUUGCUUCCAACCACCAGCAGCUGCAGCCGCAAUCACAGGCACAGCAACAACAAAAGCAAGCUAAUCAAACUCAGCCUUAUGUUCAGAGAGUGCUGCAGCAGAAUCACCAAGUGAAUUUGGAGAUUCCAAAUAAGUCUCAAAAUGAUCUAACUCAAGGUGAUGAGCAGCCUGUGAAUGGUGCUUCGCCGGUAGGUGUGAGCACGGCGAUUCCUCAGUCCUGUAUUGAUUCAUCUAGUCUAGUUCCAGUUCCUUCUGCCAUUCCUCAGUGGAAAUCGUCAGAAGCAGUAUAUGAUGCUAACAUGCCGAAUUCAACUGCUCAAGUGGGUCCAGUUGGGAGCCCCCCACUAACAAAUUCAUCUGGGAAUGAGCCUGGGCCACCUAUCAGUCAAGGGUUAGGCCCAAGAAGGUUAUCUGGAAACUUGCUCUCUCAUGGACUUAAUGUUGGAGCACAGUGGCAGCAGCAGCAGCUACUGCAACGGUCUCCUUCGCUGCCAUCCCCAUCUCAACAACAUUACCAGCAACAAGAACAACAGCAGCAGCAGCAGGAACAAGAGUCACCCCAACAUCAACUGCCUCUGCAACAGCAGUCUCAGCAGCAAAUGCAGCAUCUGCAAGCAGGGCAAGGAAGUUUGUAUACGAUGUCUGGUAAUUCAAAACCAGAAUGAAUGAUUCUAAGGAAUGAGCAGCUGCAGCAACCGGUCCUGCCAGGGUUGGAUCCACAUGCCCUUGGUACAGCGGUGUACAGAUGAAGCUGAUUAUUCGACAAGGGCAUUGACAGGAAGAGAGUUGGUCAUGGCAUUUGCAGGUUUUGUGAAAAAUGUAGCUGGACUAUCCAAGUGAUGUUGCAAGGCAUUUUGCUUUUGUCUUUGGAAACCAUGUAAAUUACCACUGGGGCUAGAGUUCUGGGAAGAUAGAGAUCAAUAUAGAGGUACGUGUACAGGGCUCGUGUCUUUCCAUUUCUAGUACCUGUCGGGUUUUUUUUUCCCAAUUUUUUCUUUCUCUUUCAUGGUCUCCCAGCAUAUUUGUCGAGGGACCUUAUUUCUUUUUUGGCCCAGUAGAUUAGUGCAUGUAUUACUACCCUUUUCAGAUCAAAGGGCGUUGCAAUCAUUUUUAUGGGCAAAAAAGCCUUCUGCAAAUAUCUUGUGAAUAUUAGAGAUGUCUGGUGUAUACAUUGGUGAAUGGGAUUAGAACAAUCAUCAUCUGUCAAUGCCAUGUCGUAACUUGUAACGAUUCGCAGUUUAUAAUGCAAAGAGUCCUGAUAGCUGUUCAUCCA
This is a messenger RNA of Malus domestica (apple), 7289 nucleotides long. Its product is annotated as chromatin modification-related protein EAF1 B-like. Lineage: Eukaryota; Viridiplantae; Streptophyta; Magnoliopsida; Rosales; Rosaceae. Gene Ontology annotation, cellular component: NuA4 histone acetyltransferase complex. The record is from RefSeq and is a predicted model, not a curated record.